Messenger RNA from Neoarthrinium moseri, 1545 nucleotides. RefSeq lists its product as uncharacterized. Bases 1 to 1545 code for a protein of 514 amino acids. The record is from RefSeq and is a predicted model, not a curated record. Gene Ontology annotation, molecular function: manganese ion binding; metalloaminopeptidase activity. The transcript has a single exon. NCBI's taxonomy places the organism in Eukaryota, Fungi, Ascomycota, Sordariomycetes, Amphisphaeriales, Apiosporaceae. Gene Ontology annotation, cellular component: mitochondrion.
AUGAAGCUCCGCAAGGUCUCAACACCCUUGCGCCAGCUUCAACGACAGGCUAAUCGUCAAGCCUCAAGCUUCUCAACGGCGGCCAGACCCCGGGCGCCCGCAACCACAACUCUAUUAUGCCGAUGUCUUGCGCCAACAGCGCCGGCGCCGACGCCCUCCUCGCCUCGGGCUAGGCGCGCCUACGCGACGGCAGCGACGACAGUACCGGCCUCCAGCUUCCUCUUCGGCCAGCCCGUCCACGAAACCCACCCCCAUCUGCUCGCGCCCGGCGAAUUGACCCCGGGCAUAUCGGCCCAGGAGUACCACGAACGGAGGGCGCGCCUGGUGGCCGCAUUGCCCGAGGGCUCCGCCGUCUUGCUCCCGUCCGCCCAGACCCAGUACCGCUCCGGCGCCGUCUUCCACGCCUUCCGCCAGGAGAGCAACUUCCUCUAUCUUACCGGAUUUAGCGAACCCGAGUCGCUCGCGCUCAUUGUCAAGACCAGCCCGCAGGACGGCGACUACAUCUUCCACCUGUGGUGUCGCCCGAAGGACCCCAAGCAGGAGCAAUGGAACGGGCCGUGGAGCGGCUUGGACGCCGCGCGCGACGUGUGGAACGUCGAUGAGGCUGGCGAUAUCGGCAGGCUGGAUCAGGGGCUUACUGCUGCCCUGAAGGGGGUCACGAAAAUAUAUACAGAUGCCGAGUUGACCAAGUAUGGGGUCCCGACGAGGCUAGGGAACACGCUGCGGGCAGCAGCGUCGGGCAUCAGCACGGCACCCCUGAAGCCAGCCAUCAACUCGCUGCGGGCGGUCAAGUCUCCUGCCGAGAUAGCAUGCAUGCGCCGAGCCGGCCAGGCCUCGGGGCGUGCCAUUACGAAUGCCAUGCGGCGGGAUUGGAAAUACGAGAAGGACAUUGCCGCCUUCCUCGACUACGAAUACCAAAAGGCCGGGCUCGACGGCUCGGCCUACAUACCGGUCGUGGCUGGAGGACCCAAGGCCCUGCUGAUCCACUAUGUUCUGAACAACGGAUCACUGAACGACGACGAGUUCGUUCUGGUCGAUGCCGGCGGUGAGUACGGGACGUACAUCACCGACAUCACACGGACGUGGCCCGUCUCGGGCAAGUUCACCCCGCCGCAACGGGACCUCUACGAGGCUGUCCUUUCGGCUCAGCGCGCCAGCGUCAGCCUGUGCCGGGAAAGCGCCGGCGUCACGCUCGACAAACUCCACAGCAUCACCGAGACUGCCCUGCGGGAUCAACUCCAGCAGCUUGGCUUUGACGUGGGCGGUAAUGCUAUGAGCACGCUGUUCCCACACCAUGUCGGCCAUUACAUCGGACUAGAUGUCCACGAUGUGCCGGGUUUCUCUCGCGGCACUACGCUCAGCGAGGGCCAUUGCGUAACGGUAGAGCCAGGCAUCUACGUGCCAGACGAUGAAAGAUGGCCCAAGGCUUUCCGUGGCCUGGGCAUCAGGAUCGAGGACAGCGUGGCCGUCGGCGAGGAUAGCCCUUUGAAUCUGACAACUGAAGCUGUCAAGGAGGUGGUUGACAUAGAAGCGCUGAGGGACUAA